ACACUACUGACGUCAGGGCAAGAAUUUAUGAAAAGUAGUAAUUACGAAACGUCACCCCUUUCGUAGUCUAGUGGGAAGUGAUACAACAAGAACCUGAAGUCUGGAAGAGGAGGAGGAAUGGUGAUAAUGACAAUAAGACUUAUGAAGAAGAGAGAGAAGAGUAAGAAGACUGGGUAAUUAUUUCCUCCUUGGUUGCGUCAGAUGCAGGCAGCAUAGAGACAGCGACUCGUCCAGGGGAAAGGUGUCCUUUGUAAAGAUUUGACUUCAGAAAAGAUUACUGAAAAGUAGCACUCAAAAGUAAUCAAUUAGUUUAGCUGCAAUAUAUUGAAAUGAAUAAUUCACUGGUUGUAAGAAAGCAGUACAUGAGGAUACUCUCAGAAGUGACAAGAUACUGUUCGCAAUAUGCCUUUGUUCCAAAACACAGCCCAUGUGAAAACAGGGCUGUGGAUCAAAUGCAAGAGUUCCUUGACAGUCACAGAAAGAUAUUUGUGCUAACAGGAGCAGGUAUAUCGACAGAGAGUGGUAUUCCAGAUUAUCGCUCUGAAGGUGUGGGUCUUUAUGCUACAAGUAGUAAACGUCCAGUGCAGUUUAAGACUUUCAUGGAUUCAGCAAAGGCUAGACAAAGCUAUUGGGCAAGAAAUUACAUAGGAUGGCCAAGGUUCUCCACUUUCCAGCCAAAUAUUACUCAUCUGACUCUUGCUGAAUGGGAGAAAAAAGGGAAAAUUCAGUGUGUUGUAACCCAGAAUGUUGAUCGCUUGCACCACAAAGCUGGGAGUACAAACGUUCAUGAAUUACAUGGGACAGCCUUUAAGGUCAUAUGUAUGUCCUGCUCAAAGAUGGUGGACCGACAUAGCUUCCAAACCAGGCUACGGAUCUUAAACCCCCAUAUGUCCUCCCACUCAUCUGAAAUUCGGCCAGAUGGUGAUGUAGAGCUUUCGGAGGAGGAAGUUAAUAAGUUUCAAGUACCACCAUGCAAACACUGUGGUGGCAUCAUGAAACCAUAUAUUGUCUUUUUUGGAGAUAAUGUUCCCAAGGAUCGUGUUGAGAGAGUGAAGCAAGAACUCAGGGAAAGUGAUGGCCUGCUAGUAUUGGGCUCCUCAUUAUAUGUUUAUUCAGGGUAUAGGUUUAUUCUUCACGCUGUAGAUAUGGGGAUACCACUGUGUGCUGUGAAUAUUGGUACUACCCGUGCUGACAAACACUUGGAUUUUAGAAUAAGUGCGCGUUGUGGAGAGGUGCUUCCACAGAUUGUUGUUCACUAGCAAGAAUUUUAGAUUUUGACAGUUUUAAAUAAUAUUUUGUUAUAUAUAUUUUAAUGUGUUAGAAUUUAUUUGUAUAUUAAAUGUUGAAAUUUAUUUGUACAGAUACUCUCUCAGACAAAAGGCUAUGAGUGUACAUUCUUUAUUGCUGUAUCAAUGCAGUGUAUGACUAUUUUUUUUAAAGAUUUUGUAAGUAUUGUCAUAGACAGACUUACACAGAGAGAAAUUGAAUUUCUGUCUUGUGUAUAUGUGUAUUAGAAAUGUAAAUAUGAAUAUUUAUAUAUUUAUUUAUUUAUGAAAUAAUUAUUUGCAUCUUGAGACAAAGCACUACAGAGACUAUCCAUUGGCUUCACUAUAGUCAUAUGUUGCCUGCAUCUAUGGCUACAUACCAGUGCUGUAUGAAAGGCAUUUGAUUCCCUAAGCAAAGCCUGUUAUUGGUGCUCCAUAUUCCCUUCCAAGGUUGCCAUAAUUACUUUUUCAUUAGUACCCCCUCUGAAUCAUUUUGAUAGUGUCCCUUCAGCGUAUCUCAGAUAUCAGAUGACAUUGUAGGCAGCAUAGACCCCAAAGGUGGUUGAUUAGGUGUGACAGCAUAAGGCAAGAACACCACAGAUUUGAUUCUUAUAUUGCUGACACAAAUACCAGUACAUGAUACACAUACACAAGCACACUUUCAUAUGUACAUACACGUGCAAAACACCCAUCAACUCAUGCACAAAAAAAUGUACAUCUCUAUUUGUAGGUGUAUUAUUUAAUGUGGACGAUAGUUUUUAUCAUGUUCAGAAUUUGUUAUGAGUGUUUAAUAUCAAUGAUAUUAAACUAUAAUUAUGUUUUUAUUAGUCCAAGUAAAGAAAAAAAUAGAUUAACAAUGAGUAACAGAUCUAGAUUUUACAUAAAACUAUG
Messenger RNA from Penaeus indicus, 2156 nucleotides. Its product is annotated as NAD-dependent protein deacylase Sirt4-like. The transcript has 6 exons. Gene Ontology annotation, molecular function: NAD-dependent protein lysine deacetylase activity; NAD+ binding. Lineage: Eukaryota; Metazoa; Arthropoda; Malacostraca; Decapoda; Penaeidae. The record is from RefSeq and is a predicted model, not a curated record. Gene Ontology annotation, cellular component: nucleus; mitochondrial matrix. Bases 330 to 1259 code for a protein of 309 amino acids.